Molecule: messenger RNA, 3628 nt
Organism: Zychaea mexicana
Lineage: Eukaryota; Fungi; Mucoromycota; Mucoromycetes; Mucorales; Lichtheimiaceae
Product: CNH domain-containing protein
Exons: 12
Coding region: 269-3196 (975 amino acids)
Biological process (GO): intracellular signal transduction
Molecular function (GO): guanyl-nucleotide exchange factor activity
Source: RefSeq, a predicted model, not a curated record
CGAGAAACUUCGAGUUUAUUUUUGAAACGGAGCAAGAGCCGAGGUGCCGCGAGCUUGCUGUCGCGUCUAUCAAAAACCACGGCACCCAUGCGCGCGAAAUUAUCUGCCAUGUCCCGUAGUGGCAGCAGUAAGUACAUGCUCUUGCCUAUCACCUAAUCAACAAAACUGGAACGAUGUUCUGAAACAUUCUCACGUAGGCUUCCAAUUGCGAUCACUGGAGGAACCAUCAUCAUCAUUUUCGGCGCCCUUGAGACGUUCAGCAGAAAGCAUGCUCAACAUGCCAAUCACGCCCAUAAAAACCAUGAUGCGAUCCCAGGGCGAACGAUCACGGUCAUUUUCGUUUUCAAACGACAACGACAGCAUCAGCAGAGGAGAAAAUAGUACUGACGAGAGCCGUAAAGUUCUUGGCGAGCACCAAGGAGCCAUAUCGACUCGCAAGAUUUACCCAGCAUUGCUGUCAAAGGUGGCGGAGAUGCUGCAGGAACGUAUCACUGUGACCAAGAAGGUGAAAGACAGCAUUGAACACAAGGAUGUGUUUGAUGGCAAAGAGGCCGUGGACAAAUUGGUGUGGUUCAUUGGCACCAAGGAUAGAAACCUUGCCUUGUUAGUCGGUCGAGCAUUGGAUGCGCAAAAGUUCUUCCACGACGUCAACUAUGAACAUCGUCUUCGCGAUUCACCCAACGAACUCUACCAAUUUCGACACCCACCCAACUUGCGACGGGGUCAACAUCGUUUUCCGGGCGAACCCGAGGAAGAAGACGAGGAAGAUGAAAAGUCGGAAUUCAACUUUAUGGACAAUGUUGGCAAUGACGAUGACCAUUUGCCCAAUGGUGUAUUCACAAUCUUGACGGACUGUUAUUCGCCUACCUGUACUCGUGAAAACCUUUGUUACAGUGUGUUUUGUCCAAGACGUCUAGAACAGCAACAAGUCAAGCAAAAGACUCUACAUCGCUCUAGUAGCAAGUCAUCGCUGGUGGAACGGGAGGAUCGCCUUUGGAUCACCACUGUACCAAAACUAGUAUCUAGCAAACUCUCCACAGAAGAAAAGAAACGACAGGAAAACAUUUUCGAGCUUAUUUACACUGAACGAAAUUUUGUUGACGAUCUAUCCUAUGUGCAAAAGCAUUGGAUUACUCCUUUGCUUGAGGGCGACUAUAUACCCGUGGAACGACGUAAUCAUUUCGUCCAAGAAGUGUUUUGGAACAUUAGCGAAGUUUGCGAAAUGAACAGUAUGUUGGCAACGGCUUUGGAAGAACGACAAAAGGCUUCUCCUGUGGUGGAUCAAGUGGGUGAUAUCAUGCUCCAGCACGUCGCUUCGUUUGGACCAUUUGUUCAGUACGGCUCACAUCAAAUGAUCAGUCGGCACGUCUUUGAAACGGAAAAGGCAACCAAUCUCUUAUUUGCUCAGUUUGUCGAGACAACCGAACGAUUACCUCAGUCACGUAAACUGGAGUUGAAUGGAUACUUGACCAAACCUACGACACGAUUAGGAAGAUACAACCUGCUACUCCGAGAAAUCCUAAAGCAUACCCCAUCCGGUCACCCUGACCAUGAGUAUAUACCAAAAGCAAUGAACGUGAUUUCUGAAUUCUUGAGCGACGUCAAUCAUGAAACUGGCAAGAUCGAAAGCAGAUUCAACAUUCGAUUACUCAUAGAGAAACUGUCAUACAAGGCCCCAAUCAAUGUGGAUGAAAGGUUUACCAACCUCCAUCUUGAUGCGGAGAACCGGGAGAUCAUUAUGAAAGGCCCAUUGAAACGUAAAGGUGCCAGUCAGUCUGAAUCUGCCGAUCUCCAAGUAUUUCUGCUUGAUCACUGUGUCGUCAUAGUCAAGCAGAAAUUUGUGAAUAACCUCGAGCGAUACAAAAUAUACAAAAAGCCCAUACCAUUAGCAUUGCUAUCUAUAUCAUUCCCGGAUCAAUCUUCACGACGAGGAAGUUCGAUUCUACCCUAUGGAAGGCCUAGUCUUUCCAAUUCAAUUUCAUCUCUCAACAACAUCGACGCAAUCACAGCAGCCGCAGCUGCUGCUCCUCCAUCCAGUCCCGUUGCUUCGAACAAAGGAUACCCUAUUACAUUCAAUUAUCUAGGCAGACGCGGCCUUAGUCCGAUCACACUUUACGCGGGCACGCUUCACAACCGACGACAAUGGGUCGAUAAGAUCCAAGGUCAACGACAAACAUUGAUGGAGAAGCAAAAAGUGUUUGACAUUCGAACUAUCAAUUCUCGCUUCUUUAACUCGUUUAACCGUGUUACUUGUGCUGCAUCCUAUGGUGACUCUGUCGUUAUAGGUAGCAACCAAGGCGUGUAUAUUAAAAAGGACAACAACAGCGAACAUCUUGUUCGUUUGUUGGCCACCGACAAGGUUUCCCAGAUCGAUGUAUUGGAACCGUCCGGACUGAUACUUGUGCUCGCAGAAAAGAUUCUGCACACCUACUCCAUCGACAGCUUACUGGUAGAAAAUUCUGCCAAGCGAGGCCGCAAACUCAGUAGCCACGUAUCAUUCUUCAAAGUGGGUACGAUUUUCCAAGGCACGCCGUCCGAGAAAACACUCGUCUGCUUUGUCCGGUAUAAUACCAUCACAUCGACGAUUCGAGCAUUGGAGCCUCAUGCUGGUACUGUGAAAAAAUCUAAAUCUAAGUUGGGUCGGUUGAUGCGUGGUUCUGGUGAAGGAUUAAAGGUCUACAAAGACCUUUAUCUGCCAGGUGAAGCCCUCUCGAUUCAAUACUUUAAAAACAUCAUUUGCGUUGGAAGUGCCAAGGGCUUCCAGAUGGUUGAUCUUGCUUCUACAGAAGUACAAAGUGUAUUGGAUCCAAGUGACGAUAGCCAUCAUGCACUGUUACAUCGCGAAAAUAUCAAGCCUAUAUCCAUGUUCCGACAUCCUAAUGGCAACAUUCUCUUAUGCUAUAACGAAAUGGCCUUUUACAUUGAUAAGAAAGGACGUCGCGCUAAACCGGAGUGGAUGAUCCGAUGGGAAGGACAACCCACUGCUUUUGCAUUAAGUUACCCAUACAUUGCCGCAUUCGACUCGACAUUUAUCGAAGUGCGCCACAUGAAGACGGGCGAUCUUGUUCAAGUGAUUCCCGGUAAAAACAUCCGCUGUUUGAAGCCUGACGCUAUGGAUACCAUCUACUGUGCCAUGGAUGAUCCAGUGCUGGGCUCUGAGUUGGUGUUCGAGUUGACGCGGACAGAAAUAAAUUAGUGUCCUUUUCACAUAUUUACUGUAGUGUUUUUUUCCUCUUUUGUUAUGAUUUUGAUUUUGUUCUCUUUAUCACCGUUAUUAUUUUUACUAUUAUUUGCAUUCUUUUUAUUAUUAUUAUUUGUAUCACUCUCUCUCUCUCUCGCCUUCAUCAUCAUGUUGUAUAUCGCGACGACAUAUAUAUAUAAAAAGUUUCUCUUUCCUUUUUCUUCCAACCAUAUCAUCACAUUUAUAUGAACAGUUACUGUAAUAAAUGAUUUGCUCGUGCGAAUAAGACACGCUUUUAGUGUGAUUGUUGUAUUAAGUUGCUGUUCUACAGGUGCUGCUGAUCAUUAAAGAUGGAAAAGCGUAAAUCAAAAGUUUACUGAUAGUACGAUCGCGUGUCUUGACUACGAAGAUGCACCAAGAAGAACAGAUAUCGUAUAUUGGCACUGA